AUGCCCAACUCAAUCUCCGUGCCUUCAUAUCAUGGGAUAUUGAUUGACCAGUUUCUGACGGGAGAGAACGGUGAGAUGAACCUCAUCAACCUGGAAGCCCUGACGGGGGAAACCAUCCUGGAAAAGGAACGAAGGCUGUCCGAGAUGAUCCUCCAGCUCCAAAUGGUGCGGGACCAGCUCCUCUCCCAACAGGAACAACACAAGACCAAGGGUCUCAGUCCAUCGAUUCACGACUAA
Messenger RNA from Nezara viridula (southern green stink bug), 237 nucleotides. NCBI's taxonomy places the organism in Eukaryota, Metazoa, Arthropoda, Insecta, Hemiptera, Pentatomidae. The record is from the annotation of a GenBank genome assembly.